Molecule: messenger RNA, 2515 nt
Organism: Frankliniella occidentalis (western flower thrips)
Lineage: Eukaryota; Metazoa; Arthropoda; Insecta; Thysanoptera; Thripidae
Gene: path
Product: proton-coupled amino acid transporter-like protein pathetic
Biological process (GO): amino acid transmembrane transport
Cellular component (GO): vacuolar membrane
Molecular function (GO): amino acid transmembrane transporter activity
Source: RefSeq, a predicted model, not a curated record
GGACCACACAGGAGUAGCCCUGCAGGACCAGUAGCCCCAGCAGACUCGCACCGUCAGUCAUCAUGGCGGGCAACGGAGUGGACCAACCAGCCACUGAACUGCAGACCUUCGUUCCUCAGGAUGGGUCCGAAAAGAAGGGUGGCAGUUUCAACCAUGGAAAGUACCAAGUUACGAACGGUACCAUGGACGCAGAAGCAGCUGAUCUCCUCAAUGGAAAGGACUUCGACCCGUUCAAGGCCAGAAAUGUCGAACACCCAACUACGAACUGUGAUACCUUAACACAUCUGCUGAAGGCAUCAUUGGGAAGUGGAAUUCUAUCCAUGCCAUUGGCUUUCAAACAUUCUGGCCUGGCCAUGGGCAUUGUGUAUACCAUCAUUGUGGCCAUCAUCUGCACACAUUGUGCAUACAUUCUGGUAAAAUGUGCACAUGCUCUUUACUACCGCACUAGGACUUCAGCCAUGAGCUUUGCUGAUAUUGGAGAAAAGGCCUGUGAACAGGGACCUCAAUGGGUUCGGAAGUAUGGGAAAGCAGUGAGGGCUACUAUUCUAGGAAGUCUGUUUGCCACAUAUUUUGGCACGUGCAGUGUUUACACUGUGAUCAUUGCACAAAGUUUCAAGGCAGUCAUAGAGCAAUACACAGAACAAGUUGAGCUGCGAGUUUAUAUUGCUUGUCUCCUGAUACCACUUAUUCUCUUGGGAUUUGUUCCAAAUCUAAAAUACUUAGCACCUGUCUCAAUGGUUGCAAAUGGGUUUAUGGCUAUUGGAUUGGGUAUCACCAUGUAUUACUUAUGUAUUAAUUUGAAGCCAAUUGAAGAGCUAAAACUUUCUGGAUCCCCUGUUGAUAUACCACCAUUUUUAUGCAUUGUUAUUUUUGCUAUGGAGGCCAUUGGAGUGGUAAUGCCAUUGGAAAACAACAUGAAGACACCCAAAAAUUUCCUUGGGCUUGGUGGAGUUUUGAACCAAGGAAUGGCUGGUGUCACAUUAAUUUAUAUUUUGCUUGGGUUCCUGGGAUACAUGGCUUUUGGAGAGGAAACAAAGGCUGUAAUUACUCUCAAUCUUCCUGAAUCGGAAAUCCCUGCUCAAGUUGUCAAAGUUUUCAUUGCCUUAGCUGUGUUCUGCACAUAUGGCCUUCAGUGGUUUGUGUGCCUUGAAAUUGUCUGGGAUGGACUCAAAGAGCGUUACCAGAAGAAGGCGGUUCUGGCUGAGUAUAUUGUCCGAGUGAUUCUUGUUGUCUCAUCAGUUCUUCUGGCGGUUGCUGUUCCGACUAUUGGCCCCUUCAUUGGCCUGAUAGGUGCACUUUGCUUCUCAAUCCUUGGUAUUAUCUUACCAUGCUUCAUUGAAUGUAUUACAUUCUGGGAAGACGGCUUGGGCCCUGGCAGAUGGCGUCUAUGGAAGAACAUUUUAAUCAGUAUCUUUGGUGUUAUUGUUCUAAUUUUUGGUACUGAUGACAGUAUCAAAGGCAUAUUGGCUGUAUAUGCCCCUGAGAGUGGUUACAAUGCUACACAGUAUUCCAACAUUACCACUUUCGCAGACACAACACUCGCACCUACAACUCUUUCAUCAUCAUGAGUCUUUUAAACUGCAGCUCUGCUGCUUUUAGGAUUUAUUAUGAGGUCAGUUGUAUCAAUUGACGCUAAAUGAGAUUUCUUGUGAGAUAAUUUCUCUUCAAGUCUUCUUAAGAAGCAGAGUAAAAGUAUCUGUUUCUCAAAAUGUUUGUAGGUUGACUAGACAGGCAUGGUGUUUUUUUCAAAUGAAGCAAGUCAAAAGUAAUGACGUUUUAGCAGGAAUUUAGUUUCUUUUUUGUUGGACCAACUAUACUCUCCAUGUACUUCCUUUUCUCAAGCACUUUUUGUUGAUUUUUCUUUUUAUUGCGAUAUGACUGGGAUUAUAUAUCUAAAAGCGUAUUCUAUCUUAAACAACUGCCGAAGUCUAGUGCUCUCUAUUAUGAUAUCAUCAUGCAAGAUGAAUAAAUUUUUUAAAGCACAUUCCUAGAGUAGGAGGAGAUGCAACUGAUUAGAGAGCUAAAUGUGAUAGUAGGAGAGAAAUGUGUAAAGACAGCAGAAGCAUAUAGUUUUAUAGAUGCGGAUGAAACAAAAUUUGCUUUGUUGUAAUUUUACUAUUGAAACACUAUGUUGUGAUUUUAAAAUUUUAUUUCAUUAUAACUCUAAUGUACCGUACUUGUGUCUAUUUUUGUGAAGCGCAGAUUGCCAAAUAGAUGUGCUCAUCAAACAUGUGCAAGAAAAAACCUUGAAAUUGUUUGAAAUAGCUUGCAUGUACCCUGUACUUCUGUUAGGUCUAUAAUUUAUUAUGUUAAAUAUUUGUCUCCUUGACUGUGCAAAAUAUCUUAUCAAAGCACAACGCCUUACAGUGACUGAAGUGAGCUGAAUGCAGUUGAGCUGCAAGUCUUGUAUUUUAAGUCCACUCGACUCUGCAUAUUGCAGACAAAAGCAGGCUGGUUCUGCUCACAUUGCUGACUCAUUGGGAGCAAUCCAUUAACUUGAAUUGUUUGUGCAUUC